UACCCAUGUCACUUAUUCGAAGUUUGGUUAGAAAAUGUGCUGCAUUAAGUGUGGUGGUGGAACUAUUUCUAGUUCUUCUUUGACAACAUUUCGUAUCUAUUAAUGAGUAAAUGGGUCGUACUUGGAGAAGACGAAGAAGUCGCAAAAAGAAUUCAUCAAUCUCCACUGCCCUAAAUCACGAUAGUAUGAUCGUCAACUUGACGCGCUGGAUGACGAGGCACAAUUGGAACAAUGAAACGAAACUAAAAUUAUCCCACUUUAAAAACACAGGUCGUGGGGUCACAUGUGAUCGCAGCUUAAUGAUCGAAGACACAUUAAUCGAAGUUCCUUAUGCAUUAAUGAUCACUCUUGACUCGCUUGAAGGUGUGGGUGAAGUUGUAGUUACCCCCAACGGUGAAAAAUUAACAAUUCAUGAUCUAUUAAGUUUAUUUCUUGUGAUCGAACGUCACAAGGGUGAGUCAUCUAAUUGGAAAUAUUACUUGGAUUCGCUACCGGAUUGCUUACCACACCUACCGUGGCUGGCCACCUCUAGCGAAAUUGAUCUUUUUCCUAACACUUUACGAGAGACUAUUCUGAACAGACGUGAAAACUUUGAACUUAGUUGGAAGCGGUCAAAGGAAUCAAUAAAUCCAAGGUGGAAAUGCGAAUGUUGCCAAACCGUAGGUCAUCGCGUGAUUACGUUAAAUUCAUUUAUAUGGGCAUACGUAAUGGUCAACACUAGAGCAGUUUACGUCGAUCCAAAUGUGGUUCGAGAACUGUCCUCCAGUAAAUGGGGUAAUAUUUUAUCCGACGAACCGUCCAUGGCUUUAUGCCCUUUUCUCGAUAUGUUUAAUCACUCUAAUAACGCAAGAACUAGCGCAACACUUGUAAAAUCAGACGGAAAGUGGGUGUACAAGCUCAUCACGCUAUCUCCUUCAAAGAGGCACGAGGAGAUUUUUAUUUCGUACGGUACCCACGACAACAUAAAAUUAUUGUGCGAAUACGGUUUCUUUAUACCUCAUCAAGGUUUAGAUUGUAUCAGUUGGACGCUUAGUGAUACAUUAGAAGCUACCAAAAUGAAACUAAAUGAAAGACAAUACAAGUUUCUCAAAACGAGGAAAUUGGACGACUCGCUGUAUAUUGAUUGUAACGGGUUAUCGUUUAAUCUAAAAGCAGCUCUAUUCGUUAUUUUAAAUCCUUUCAUUAGUGAUUGGUGUAGCUGUGUUUUUGGGAAUUUCCCAUCGGGUUGCUCUUCACAGGAGAUGCAAGAGUUGUGCCGAAAAUUGUUGGCGUGGAAAGCGAACAAGUUGCUGGGUGAACUUCAGCGUAUGGAGAACUAUGGGUCACAACGCAGUGAGACUUUUCGUAAUUUAUUAAACUAUCAGAACUACCUCUUAGUGCUGGUCGAUAAAAUGUGUGACAAGUAUAAUGUGUGAGCAUGCACGUGGCCAAAGGGAAAUUUUGUUCCAUAAGAAGAUUCUGUUACAAAUUUUUUUACCGGUUUGUCACGCUGUUAAUAAACAUGCAAUUGCAAAGCUAUAAGGAAGUAGCGCGAGAAUGCGUCUUGUGCUCUUCUGCUUCAGGUCGUAAAUCUCUGAAGUCCAAGUGGGCAUCCCUGCCAUAGUCCAUUACAUGUCCAAAAUACUUCAGACUUCUUCCUAU
Photinus pyralis (common eastern firefly) is the source of this 1641-nucleotide messenger RNA. Its product is annotated as SET domain-containing protein 4. Bases 111 to 1415 code for a protein of 434 amino acids. The record is from RefSeq and is a predicted model, not a curated record. NCBI's taxonomy places the organism in Eukaryota, Metazoa, Arthropoda, Insecta, Coleoptera, Lampyridae. Gene Ontology annotation, molecular function: protein binding; transcription coactivator activity; histone H3K4 methyltransferase activity. The transcript has 2 exons. Gene Ontology annotation, biological process: positive regulation of transcription by RNA polymerase II; peptidyl-lysine monomethylation; peptidyl-lysine dimethylation.